Microthlaspi erraticum is the source of this 864-nucleotide messenger RNA. NCBI's taxonomy places the organism in Eukaryota, Viridiplantae, Streptophyta, Magnoliopsida, Brassicales, Brassicaceae. The record is from the annotation of a GenBank genome assembly.
AUGAGUGCUGUAAAAGAAACAGAGCAAGAAGCUGGAAACGUGACAGUAAUGAAACUACCGGUGUUACCAAAUAAUCCCCACACUCACAGCAACUCUCUGUCAUCACCCAUUCACAGUUCUAUGGCAGCUUCAGUCCCUUUUAGCUGGGAAGAAGAGCCUGGAAAGCCCAAGCAACACUCUUCUUCUUCUUCCUCCUCUUCCUCCUCACCAUUAACUCCUUAUUCCUCAUCUUCACCUGAAACCCACAAGUGUUUGGAGCUACCACCAAGGCUACACUCACUUGAAAAAGAUGGAGGAUCAGUUACAAAACUAAACUCGCCCAACACGGUCUUUGAUGGACCUUACAGCAUGACGAGGUCAAGAAGAUUGGAUUCACCUUCUUUUAGGAUGAUGGUGAAGGUUAGUGGUGGUGACUGUUAUGGGUCUUUCAGGAGCGACAUCUAUGGCGAUCUAGAGGAUGUUGAUGAGGAGACCAAGCACCAGAACAUGAGUAGUGGCUCUUUAGCUCUUGUGAAGAAGAGAGGGAGAUUAGGGUUUUUCGGGUUUAGGAAGAGGAGAGCAUUAAAGGGGAAAACAGAGUUUGGUAGAGGUAGUUAUGUGUUUCCAUCUUCUGUGGACAGAGAGAGUGAAUGCGGAAAAAAUGAGGAAGAAGGAGAAGACAAAAGCUUUGGCUAUGGUGAUGGUAUUACUUGCAGCCAAAGCAGCAGGUUUAGUGAAGUGAAGAUCACAAACAUUAGCAGAACAGGAAGCUUCACUACUGAUCUGCCUGCACCACCUUCUUCUUCAAAGUCUCACUUCUGGACGAAUGUGUAUGCAGGACUAAAGCAAGUGGUUCCAUGGAAGAACAAGAAGACUACAGGUUGA